Molecule: messenger RNA, 1968 nt
Organism: Aspergillus heteromorphus CBS 117.55
Lineage: Eukaryota; Fungi; Ascomycota; Eurotiomycetes; Eurotiales; Aspergillaceae
Product: chaperonin-containing T-complex subunit CCT5
Exons: 11
Coding region: 145-1791 (548 amino acids)
Biological process (GO): protein folding
Cellular component (GO): chaperonin-containing T-complex
Molecular function (GO): ATP binding; ATP-dependent protein folding chaperone; ATP hydrolysis activity
Source: RefSeq, a predicted model, not a curated record
CCCCCCCCCCUCUCUUCCCCACUCCUUUUCUCUUCUCUUCUCCUUUCAACUCUCAUCUCACUGCCGGCGUGUUCCGCUGGCCCUUCUCUUUCCGUCUCCCCCUUUUCCUACAGUGGACCUUCUGCCAGCGGGCAGUCCGUCAAAAUGGCCAUGCAGCUUGAUCUCUCCCAAGCUUCGGUGUUGAAGGAUGAACAAGGCCGGCCGUUCAUCGUUGUCCGGGAUCAGGGCAAGAAGAAGAGACAACAUGGUACCGAGGCCGUGAAGUCGCACAUCGUCGCUGCGAAGACCGUCGCCAGCAUCGUCAAGUCAUCUCUGGGUCCCCGCGGUCUCGACAAGAUUCUGAUCUCCCCCGAUGGCGACAUCACCGUGACCAACGACGGCGCCACCAUUCUCUCCCAGAUGGAAAUCACGAACAACGUUGCCAAGCUCCUCGUGGAGCUGUCGAAAUCUCAGGACGAGGAAAUCGGUGAUGGAACGACCGGUGUGGUUGUUUUGGCCGCCGCCAUGCUGGAACAGGCGUCCGACCUCAUUGACAAGGGUAUCCACCCUAUCCGGAUCGCCGACGGAUACGACCAGGCUUGCGAGAUCGCCGUGGAACAACUCGAUAAGAUCAGCGACGAGAUCGUGUUCUCCAAGGAUGACACUACGAACCUGCUGAAGGUCGCCAAGACCAGUCUGGGUAGCAAGAUUGUCUCCAAGUCCCACGACCAGUUCUCCAAGAUCGCCGUCGAUGCCGUCCUCUCCGUGGCGGACCUGGAGCGCAAGGAUGUCGACUUCGAGCUGAUCAAGGUCGAUGGAAAGGUCGGAGGAGCCCUGGAGGACUCCCUCCUCGUGAAGGGUGUCAUCGUCGACAAGGAUUUCUCCCACCCUCAGAUGCCCGACGAGGUUCUGGAUGCCAAGCUGGCCAUCCUCACCUGUCCGUUCGAGCCCCCGAAGCCCAAGACCAAGCACAAGCUCGACAUCACCUCCGUCGAGGAGUUCAAGAAGUUGCAAGACUACGAGAAGGAGAAGUUCACCGAGAUGAUCCAGCAGCUGAAAGACUCCGGCGCCAACCUGGUCAUCUGCCAGUGGGGUUUCGACGAUGAGGCCAACCACCUUCUGCUCCAGAACAAGCUCCCCGCCGUUCGCUGGGUCGGCGGUCCGGAGAUCGAGCUGAUUGCUAUUGCGACGAACGGUCGCAUUGUUCCUCGUUUCGAGGACCUGAGCGCGGAUAAGCUGGGAACCGCGGGUCGCGUUCGUGAGAUGACCUUCGGUACCACGCGGGAGAAGAUGCUCGUCAUUGAGGAGUGCGCCAACAGCCGUGCCGUGACGGUAUUCGUACGAGGAAGCAACAAGAUGAUCAUUGACGAGGCCAAGCGUUCACUCCACGAUGCUCUUUGCGUUGUGCGUAACCUGGUGCGCGACAACCGUGUCGUCUACGGUGGUGGUGCCGCUGAAAUUGCCUGCUCCAUCGCUGUUGAGGACGCUGCUGUCAAGAGCCCCGGCAUCGAGCAAUACGCCAUGCGCGCCUUUGCCGACGCCCUGGACGCCAUCCCGAUGGCCCUUGCCGAGAACUCCGGCCUGAGCCCCAUCGAGACUCUGGCCUCGAUCAAGUCCCGCCAGGUCAAGGAGAAUAACUCCCGUCUGGGUGUUGACUGCAUGCUGACUGGCAACAACGACAUGAAAGAGCACUUUGCCAUCGACCCUCUAAUCGGCAAGCGCCAGCAGCUGUUGCUUGCGACCCAGCUGUGCCGCAUGGUCCUUAAGAUCAACAACGUCAUCAUCUCCGGCGAUGACGACCAGGAUUUCUAGAUUUCUUGUAUACAGCUUUUUUGUUUCGAUGGCUCAAAAGUGACACACGGGCGUUGCAGUCAUGCGGAAUCCACGAUACUACAUAUAGUUCUGCAGGUAAUCAGUCUGGGGGGUGGGAUGCUAUGUAAAACAUGGCGGUUACAUAGAAACAGUGAAAUGACAGAAAUGACAUUCAUG